AUGUUGAAUGUUGUCCUAGAUUUCUUUGGAGGAUGUAGCAUGCCAAAGUAUAUGACCAGUGCAUGUCUAGUGCUAUUGCCCAAGGUGGAAUUUCCCAACUCUUUAACUGAAUUUAGACCCAUCAAUCUAAGCAAUUUCAUCAACAAGAUCAUCUCCAAAGUCAUUUGCUCUAGACUAGCUCCUAUCCUCCCUAGAAUAAUAUCAGCAAAUCAGUUUGGCUUUGUUAAAGGUAGAAAUAUCUCAAAGAACAUCAUGCUGGCACAAGAGAUAGUUCAUGGUAUCAAGAAGCCAAAUGAAGGCUCUAAUAUUGUCAUCAAGCUAGACAUGGCCAAGGCUUAUGACAGGGUGUCAAGGAGCUACACUUGCAUAAUGUUAAGAAGAAUGGGCUUCUGUGAGAUGGUUAUUGACAUGAUUUGGAGGACCAUGUCCAAUAACUGGUACUCAGUCAUAGUCAAUGGCACAAGGUCUUCUCUGCAAAGGAUCAUGUGGAUUCUAAACAACUAUGAAAACACAUCUGGUCAACAAAUCAAUAGGCACAAGAGUCACUUCAUGUCAUCUCCUCGUGCAUUUCAGUCUACUAUCAGAAGAGUCCAAUCAAUCACAGGUUUCACAAAGAAAACAUCCCCACUAACCUACCUUGGAUGUCCUCUGUACAUUGGCAGGUUGAGAAUAUCUCACUUCAACAACCUUACAUCCAAAAUAGUUGGGAGAAUUAGAGAUCGACAUGGCAAAAUGCUUUCCCAUGGGGGAAGGGCAACCUUGAUAAAACAUGUUCUUCAAUCCAUGACAAUCCACCUGUUGUCAGCUAUCUCUCCUCCUAAAACAGCCCAGAAACAAAUAGAGAAGCUUGCAGCUUCUUGGCAAAAACUGUGCUUUCCAGUUGAAAAAGGAGGUCUGGGCUUCAGAACUAUUGCAGACAUCUGCAAAUCUAUGGAAUUCAAGCAGUGGUGGCACUUUAGAAUUGUUCAAUCUCUGUGGAGUAGUUUCCUAAAGGCCAAAUAUUGUCAGAGAUCCAAUCCCAUCUCCAAAAAAUGGGAUUCUGGUCAAUCUCAAGCAUGGAAAAGAAUGAUGUUUAAUAAGAAGGAAGCAGAAAAGAACAUAAGGUGGAGGCUACACCCAGGUAAUUGCAGUUUCUGGUGGGAUAAUUGGUUGGGCUCUGGGCCAUUAGAACAACACAGAAAUGAAGGUGGUAGACCUGGGAAUGUCCGAGUCUGCAAUUUUUGGGCUGAGGGUAACUAG
Molecule: messenger RNA, 1239 nt
Organism: Nicotiana attenuata
Lineage: Eukaryota; Viridiplantae; Streptophyta; Magnoliopsida; Solanales; Solanaceae
Exons: 3
Coding region: 1-1239 (412 amino acids)
Source: RefSeq, a predicted model, not a curated record